This is a messenger RNA of Hydra vulgaris (swiftwater hydra), 1154 nucleotides long. RefSeq lists its product as uncharacterized. The record is from RefSeq and is a predicted model, not a curated record. NCBI's taxonomy places the organism in Eukaryota, Metazoa, Cnidaria, Hydrozoa, Anthoathecata, Hydridae. Gene Ontology annotation, biological process: lipid metabolic process.
AACUUUUUCAAAUAUUUUUUUAGAAACUAAUAUUUUAUUAUUCUAUCGAUAAUAUGUGGCAAUGUACUGGUCUACUAAACAAUGGUUGACAAUAAUUAUUCUCGCGCUACGUUUCUUUGUUGAUACUAAAGUAUGUUCAAAUCUUGUUACUUUUGACGAUGUUCACAAUGCCCUUCAAGCAUCGAAGAUUGUAUAUGACAAGAGCGUUGCAUUAAAGUUGCCUAUACCCUAUACGAAGUUUAAGAUUAAGCAGUUGUACCAGAUUGAUAGUGAUGAUGAUUCUAUAGAAGAUGGGUUAAAGGUUUUGGUCGCAGAAAAAGAUGAUGAGUUUACAACGCUUGUUGCUAUUAAAGGACCUAACGGACCAGACGCUUUAAAGUAUAAUGUCUAUCAAAAGCUUCAACGAUUUGAUGGGGUUAAAGUGAAAUUCAAAAACGAUGAAACCUCUGUCAAUGCCUUAUUUUGGAAAGCCUUUGAGAUGAUUAAAAAUAAUAUUGCACCAAAAAUGCAAGAUCAGUCGCGAAAAUAUAUUUUGACUGGUCAUUCUAUUGGUGGGGCCAUUGCUUCAAUUCUUGCCCUGUACCUUAAAAGUAAUGAAGGGCGGAUGUGGGAGAAUCCAGAAAGUUGUUUGAUUACUUUUGGGCAACCUCGAGUCGGCGAUAUUCGUUACGCAAUAUUGCACGAUAAACUUAUAGAUCCAUUUAGAAAGUUUAGAUUUGUUAACGAUUUAGAUCCUGCUCCGCACAUUCCUUUUUGGCCUGAAGCUGUACACCACUCAAGAGAAAUAUGGAUGACAUCUGCAAUCAUGAGCAAAGAGAAAUACUGGAAAAUAUGCGGGGUGAUGGAGCCACUACGAGGAAGCAACAUGUGGGUACAAAACCCUCAAGUUAACGACCACGAUAUUAGAGCAUACAGAGAUUUUAUUGUUCACCCCCCAUCUGUUUACCUAGAUACAUUUUAUGGACGCCACACAAAAUGGAUAGAUGCUCUAGAAAACUCAUGCUCAGGAAACACGACAAUAAACUUCUCAAAUGAUGACCUUAUACCUCAAUCCUUUUGAUUUCGGAACCAUUUUGUACGCUUUUAAUUUUUUAAAUGAAUAAAGCAUUUGUUAAAAAACCUUUUUUCACUAAAUAUAAAUAUUGUUUGAUAUG